Molecule: messenger RNA, 2097 nt
Organism: Endocarpon pusillum Z07020
Lineage: Eukaryota; Fungi; Ascomycota; Eurotiomycetes; Verrucariales; Verrucariaceae
Exons: 3
Coding region: 1-2097 (698 amino acids)
Source: RefSeq, a predicted model, not a curated record
AUGACUUCAUUGCUGGGUCGGUUCUUCACACCUCCCACAAGGGCAGAUCCGCCUCAGCAUGAUCCCUUAAGCCAGAUCUCUGUAAAAGCAGAAUCAACAAGAAGGUCUCGCAAGAGACAGCCCAUAAACGCCAGAACAAGAAAGAGCAUCUCUUCACUUUUUGGGUUGGGCAUUAAGGUUGUCCCUGAAGAGGAUCGGCAAGUUAUCCUAAAGCAAACCAUCGCUACUUGUCAAGAGGCUCAGCAUUACCCUAUAUACGAUCCGACCAACCCUGAACAUGAUCCAGGUGCAGUUUCCACUACCAGUCCGCAGGGUUCUGUCAGCAAUAAGAGAGGUCUUUCUCAGAGUCCCACUAAGGCACCUCGUUGGAAGGAAUCGCCUUCGCCGAAAAGACCUACAACUUCUGCGAGAGCAAGAGCCAGGCUACAGGUGUUUGCGGACACUCUCAGGGCUAAGGCAAACAUAUUUUACGAAGCACACCAGCAAAGCUUCGAGGAAGAACUGAUGCUGCAUGAAGUACCAGUCCCUCCGACACCAAAUAGUGCUAAAAGUAUCUGCUCUAAAAAAUCCGUCCGAUUUCGCAGUGGUCAUUCUGUCAUCGGCAAUGUGCACCAACAUAGCUCACCAAUAUCCGUCCCAAAGAAGACUCCUCCUUCGUUGUUGACGGUAGAUAUUCCAAGUACACCGGCAUUUGAGAUAAACUCGGAUGACGAGAAGAGCCUUCGGCAAACAGCUAGAACCCUAGAACAGCUGUCUUUACCUGUGUCUUCACGGUCAUGCCCCAAACAUAGCAACCGGCCACAGCUCUCUCUGAAGGUAGAAGAGGCCAUAAAAUGUGCCCCAGAACUACCCACACCAAUGCCAGGUACCAAUCUGCCUCUCGAGGAUCCAUUUAAUGACACUGCUGCUGCCUUGUGCUCUGAACAACCGACUAUAAGGACUCCCACAAUUUCAAUAUGCUCAGACCAGGGCUACAUAUCUGAUGAAGAAAGCAACGCUGGGAUUGGUAUUAUCAACACAGCACGCGCCCGUCACCCAAAAAUGCUUACUGCACAGAGCAAGUUUGAUCCUUCUCUUGGAACCAAGAAGUCUACUGAACCUGUCACGUCUUCUCUCGCCAAUGAUCAUGCGAAGCUAUCAUCUAACAAGAGCCCCACAGCUGCCCGAAGGGCACUUUCGAGCACCAACGACUUGCCACUCAUUAUCCAGGAGCGAUCAACUAUCCUAAGACCACCUUCCGAAACACAGUACGAUGCCGACGCCGAGCGGUCUGAUGGUAGUGAAGCACAGAAAGAACCACCAGUCCCACCUCUUUCACAACGCGUCCAUAGUCGGAAGCAGCAUGUGUCUCAAAAUGAAGCUGAUCUGUUGGAAAGUGCCAGCACAUCUCCACUGUCCAUCUCCUUAAGUCGUCGAUCUUCGUUGGGUAAACCUGGUAUUCUUGUGGAAUCUCAACAGCCAGGUAGCCAAGGUUGGGCGACGGACAUGCAGCAACCUCCAGAUAUUACUCAAUGUCUAAGGGUGGGAAGUAUACCGUUGCAGACCAGGUCCCUGUCAAAUUUUUCGAUCAUCUCGGCAACUGAGACACAAUCGGCUUCAGCUCAGCACCCAGAGCUUCCCGAGGCAAUAAGAAUGAUAGAAGAAGCAAUGGAAGAUCAUGCUACGGCCGAGCAUUAUCCUGAGUUGACAGAUAGCCAGAUCAAGUUGUUCACCCAGCCAGCACAUCCUAACACCCAAUCACAGAUUCCAACACCAAGUCUUGGAGUGCCCGCGCGAAAGCAGAGUUCGGACGAGUCGCAAGAGACGGAUGAGACCACGGGAUCAACAGCGCUGUCCAGCACAGUUUCUGGUUCAGCUGCCCGUCGGUCGUCUUCUGUAGCAUUGAAGGAUGGGCUGCAUGUUGAGCACCAACGCAGCACGGACGAGGCCGAUUUUGGUGACAUCGCGAUGUUCAACAAGCACCAGUAUAUUGCAGAUACACCAAGGCCACUAGAUGCCAGUUAUGCAGAUCGAAGUCUCAGCAGCGCUGACAGUCACCGUAACCCCAGUCAUCUUGACGAUGCUGAAGCCGAGAAGAUAUCGUCUGGAACAGGGUGA